AUGGAUCGGCUCCAGAUGUAUGCUGCGGCUCAAGGACUUGGUGGGAUGAGCGCACCUCCGGGGAUGGUUUGUUUUUAUCGGGACUUUCUUCACUUAUCCAUACGGGGCUAAUUUUUUGAUUUUUUUUACCUCAGGAUACGCCGGUUAUUGAUAACUCAGAAACUGUGUACAUUUCUUCGCUGGCGCUGUUGAAGAUGUUGAGGCACGGGAGAGCUGGUUUGUCUUUCGUCCUUCGAGAUGGUGCAAUGGGGGGGCAGAUGCUGACUUGUUGGGUAGGUGUGCCGAUGGAGGUUAUGGGUCUUAUGUUGGGGGAGUUUGUUGACGAUUAUACUGUUCGUGUGGUUGAUGUGGGUUUGCUUCUUUCUUGGGGGAUGGGGAUGGAUUGGAGGGGGAUAGCUAAUUUCUCGUAGGUCUUUGCGAUGCCUCAGAGUGGUACGGGCGUUUCGGUUGAGGCUGUCGAUCCGGUGUUCCAGACUAAAAUGAUGGACAUGUUAAGGCAGACUGGGAGGUAUGUGGAUGGAUGGGAUGUUGAUGGAAGGGUGGGUGGCGCUGACUCUUUUGUGGCUUUGCUGUAGACCGGAAACCGUCGUCGGAUGGUAUCAUUCUCAUCCGGGCUUUGGCUGUUGGCUGUCAAGCGUCGAUAUCAACACCCAACAGUCCUUCGAACAGCUAACACCCCGUGCGGUAGCAGUUGUCAUCGAUCCUAUUCAGUCUGUCAAGGGAAAGGUUGUCAUCGAUGCCUUCCGACUGAUCAACCCACAAUCCCUCAUGCUCGGACAGGAGCCCCGCCAGACCACCUCCAACCUCGGCCAUCUCAAUAAGCCCUCUAUCCAGGCGUUGAUCCACGGGUUGAAUAGACAUUACUACUCUAUCCUCAUCAAUUACCGCAAAACGCACCUGGAGGAGAACAUGCUCAUGAACCUGCACAAGACGGUAUGGACAGACGGCCUGACGAUGAAGGACUUUAAGCUGCUUGCUAAGGAGAACCAAGAGCGUUUGGAAAAGAUGGUUGGCCUGGCCGAUUCCUACGAGAAGCGUGUCAAGGAGGAGAACGACCUGACGAAGGAUGAUAUGAAGACCCGCUACGUUGGGAAGGUGGAUCCGAAGAAGCAUUUGGAGGAAUUGGGUAAGCGGGGUAUCGAGGAGAAUAUUGUGGGCGUGUUGGUUGAGAUGGUGGAUAAGGAGGCGAGCUUUGCAGCUGAUAUCGAUGGGAGUAAGCCUGGACAUGUGGAGGCUAUGGAUGAGGAUUAGACUGGAAUUGAGGUUUUUUUUUUAGUUUUUUUUUUAGUUUGGGGGAUCUCUUUUCCACAAUCUUCUGUACAAUA
Molecule: messenger RNA, 1325 nt
Organism: Tuber aestivum (summer truffle)
Lineage: Eukaryota; Fungi; Ascomycota; Pezizomycetes; Pezizales; Tuberaceae
Source: the annotation of a GenBank genome assembly